GAAUAGACGUGAUUUGUGUGAUUGCACCUCCACGGUUAUCCUUGAUAUUUCCUUUUGUUUGACGACCAGGCAUGAGGAUGGCGAGUUGAUUGACGUUCUCGUGAAGAGUAAAAAAACAAGAAGUUUGGAAAUAUACGAUCGUGCAAAAAGAUUUUAUGAGGAUCAUAGGGAUUUCAUAGAAAAGUUGGAUGAUGGAGAACUUAGAA
This is a messenger RNA of Acaulospora colombiana, 206 nucleotides long. NCBI's taxonomy places the organism in Eukaryota, Fungi, Glomeromycota, Glomeromycetes, Diversisporales, Acaulosporaceae. The record is from the annotation of a GenBank genome assembly.